This is a messenger RNA of Impatiens glandulifera, 918 nucleotides long. RefSeq names its product agamous-like MADS-box protein AGL80. Lineage: Eukaryota; Viridiplantae; Streptophyta; Magnoliopsida; Ericales; Balsaminaceae. Bases 1 to 918 code for a protein of 305 amino acids. The record is from RefSeq and is a predicted model, not a curated record. The transcript has a single exon. Gene Ontology annotation, molecular function: RNA polymerase II cis-regulatory region sequence-specific DNA binding; protein dimerization activity; DNA-binding transcription factor activity, RNA polymerase II-specific. Gene Ontology annotation, biological process: regulation of transcription by RNA polymerase II.
AUGGCGAGAAAGAAAGUCAAGCUUACUUACAUUGUCAAUGAUACCAUGAGGAAAAUCACAUUCAAAAAGAGAAAAGUAGGUGUUGUGAAGAAAUUAGAUGAAAUCACCACUCUUUGUGGAAUUGAGGCAUGUACCGUCAUAUAUAGUGCCUUUGAUUCCCAACCUCUCGUCUGGCCAUCCAUAGAUGAAGCGAAGAGACUUAUCACGAAGUUCAAGAGUUUUUCGAAGGUAGAUCAAGUAAAGAGGAACGUAAAUCAAGAGUCAUUCACGAGACAGAUGCUCGAAAAGAUGGAAGAGAAGCUGAAAAAACAAAAAAGAGAGAACCAUCACAAGGAAAUGACACAGAUCAUGUUUCAAUUUAUGAUGGAUUCACAAGAAACAUUGUUAAUGCUUAAUAGGGAAGAUUACAAGGAACUGUCUAGAGUUAUCAACCAGAAUUUAACAGAGGUUGAGAGGAUGAUGGAGAUGCGACAAAGGGACUCCUCCUCUUUCAUACGUCCUCCUAUAGGAGGCGACAUGAGUGGUGGUAGUGAUAGCAAACAUCUUGUUUUGAGCCAUCAUGAAUUCAAGCCACCAAAUCAUGGGAGGUUUCAAUCUUCGAGGCCCGGAGGGAGUGGUGGUGGUGGCCAACAAUUUGUUUUGAGCCAUCCAAAUCAUGAAAGGUUUCAAUCACCUAGUCUCGACAUUUCCAUCUCACCCAACAUGACAUAUCCUCCACCUAGAAUGGCCUUUCUGCCUCCGAACAUGACAAAUCCUUCUCCUGCCAACAUUGAAUUUUCACCUCUGUCCACAGUGUUCCCGGGAAAUGACAAUGCCUACAUGAAUCAUAACAUGGGAAUUUCAUACCAGAGCAACCAGCCCGACCUUCCUUAUUACCAUAACGCCGACAUAGGCCCACAUGACCCCUCUUUGCAUUAG